AUGCGUAAUUUUUCCUUCUCAUACACUACCACUUCAAACAUCCCAAUAUACGAAUAUUACUAUCAUUUUUCCAUAGUAGUACCAUAUUCAACUCCCAGAAUGGCAUCUAGCAGUCGUCAAAUCCCCUCCACCUCAAAUGACUUGACCGAGACCGAUUUCCGACUGAUCGAGUAUUCCACAGCCCUGGACAACUUCAGUCAAUACGUCGGACUUGAUAGUGAGGAAUCGAAUAUAGAUGAUGUCCGUUCUCAGAAUUUCUUAGCGUUGAUAAAUGCUUUUCAUACCGGUAACAAUACGGGAAAACCAGAUUAUUCUGGAUUGUCAUCAUUUGAUGAAGUUGGAUCACAACUUAGGGAAGUUUAUCAGUUAGCCAAGACUACGGGAGAUGAGGAUGUAGCGAAUAGUGUGAGAUUGGUUUACGAGUGGGCUGGAAAGUUGAAAACUCAUGACGAGGCACAGACGGGAAAGCGAAGUAGUGGAAGGAAAAGAACCAGUCGACGAAAUACCAGUCAAGCCCAGACGGAGAGGGUAGGCGCGGAAGGGGCGACGGAAUGGACUGAAGUCAGCUCUCAAAUCCCUACGGACGACACUGUCAUACAAGAUGAACAAAGUGUAAGAAGGAAAGGAAAAGGGAAACAUGUCUCUUGGGCAUGA
Messenger RNA from Tremella mesenterica DSM 1558, 654 nucleotides. RefSeq lists its product as uncharacterized. The coding region runs from base 1 to 654 and encodes 217 amino acids. NCBI's taxonomy places the organism in Eukaryota, Fungi, Basidiomycota, Tremellomycetes, Tremellales, Tremellaceae. The transcript has a single exon. The record is from RefSeq and is a predicted model, not a curated record.